CUGCGAUCGUCCCCGUUCCGGCGCACAACCAUCCGGACUAUCGAUCCGGUUCCGGGCGUGAACACGUUGAUCCCGCUUCAAGCGGUAGUAAAUAAACCGACGCCGUCACCUUGUGCACCAUGUCGACGUCGAAGGCGACGAGUGUCGUCGCGACGGCCGAUAACCAGCUGACGCCGCAGACGCCCGUCUUGAACGUGGCCUGCCGGAUUUUGAGAUCGCCUUCCCACGAGUCCGUCACCACGGACCUGUCCCUGUUCAGCGUGUCUUCCGCCGCGUCGGACGUUCACUGCGGCCGCAGGUUGCUCAACUUCAACAAAUGUGAUCAGUUCGUUAGGGGGCACAGCCCCAAUCCUGAGACACGCGCCCACAACAGACCUGCUGAUAUUCCCGAAAUCCUGUGGUUCGAAGAAGAGACUGAAUUGAUACGUAGCUGUGCAGCUUUAUCUUCCGCAGUUGGCCUUCAAAAAAGCUUCAGUACCAGCGAUAUUAGUCAAUUACCUUCGCCAGACGAUGGCCCCACUGUUCCUGGACUUAGAAACGCCGUUUCCGAUUUAGCACUUAACUCCUUGCAAAGGUCGGGUUUUAUUCUGGAAAACGCUAGAUUAGAUCAGACAUCGCGAUCAUGUUCGACCUGGGUCGCAGUAGGCGACAUCGCUUCCACUUCUCAGCUGCCUUCUCCACACGGUGGACACAGUAGUGCCACCACUUCGACUUCGAAUGCCAACACCAAUCAGCCACAUCAACCCCAGACUAACACGCCGCCGCCCCCUGCGUUUACCGCUGCCGAUUUUAUUCGAUCUGUCAACAAAAAAGUGAGACAAAACUACAUACGACGUAGACUCCUAACGACCUACAAAGCCCUAGAAAGACUAUCCCAAAGCGAAUUCAACCUCGACCGACUCGAAGUGACUCCAUCCACUGCCACGGCGAGCGUGUCCACCGAAGGCGCGGACGGCCAUGCCGCCCCCUCACGCCUCACCGUCCCCGGCUCGAGUCCCACGCCUCGACCGCACCAUUCGGCGCCGCCUCCGAACAGCACGAACGCCGCCAUGCUGCGAGUGGCGAAACAAAGGGCCGGCAGCAAUUUGCCGCUCACGAUACGGGACGUGGAACGGGAGCGGGGAAAGCCCCUUAGUAAAUACGAGAGGAACAUGAUGAUAUUCAAUUGGCUGCACACCUUAGACGAUACCGCCUUCGUAGAGGGAGUACAAUAAGUCUUGUCUUAUGGCCUUUUGUCUAUACUUACACGGUACUAAUGAAUACGUUGUAUGGUUUAAUGAAGAGACCCUGUAUAUUUUGUUAACAUUUUGUGUUUGGAGGGUCAGGACAAUAGAAAGAGCUUAGCUUGGUCAGGACUAUAAUGGGUCCUGGUAAAUUGGUAAAAUAAACAUACUCUGUUUUUUUGUCUUGAGUAAGAACAAAAUAAUUGUUAACAUUAUUUCUGCACCGUUGGGAAAAAAUAGAUAAGUUGAUUUUUGUCAAAAUGAGAUGAGUACAUUGGCCAACCAAUGUCAAUAGCCAAAUAAUUAAACAAAUGAUUUAAAAAAUAAAUAAUUAUCAGAAAAAGUCGAUUCACACUAAAAAUUAAAGACUUCAAAGUGAUAUCCUGAAAAGUUGUGAUAUUCAACUUAUUUUUUUUUCCAAAUGGUGCAAAUCUAGUUGGCAAUAUUACAUGACUUUACAUUCCAAACCAAAAAAAAUGUAAUUGCAACAAAAGAAGUUAUAAUGUCAAAAAUAAUAAAACCUUGUUUAAUAAUUGGAAGCAAAAAUCCUG
Brassicogethes aeneus is the source of this 1774-nucleotide messenger RNA. Lineage: Eukaryota; Metazoa; Arthropoda; Insecta; Coleoptera; Nitidulidae. The record is from the annotation of a GenBank genome assembly.